This is a messenger RNA of Aethina tumida (small hive beetle), 1258 nucleotides long. RefSeq names its product arrestin homolog. The record is from RefSeq and is a predicted model, not a curated record. Gene Ontology annotation, molecular function: G protein-coupled receptor binding. Gene Ontology annotation, cellular component: cytoplasm. Lineage: Eukaryota; Metazoa; Arthropoda; Insecta; Coleoptera; Nitidulidae. Gene Ontology annotation, biological process: signal transduction; G protein-coupled receptor internalization. The coding region runs from base 19 to 1164 and encodes 381 amino acids. The transcript is spliced from 7 exons.
UCUAAAUCAAGAUCAAAAAUGGUUUACAACUUUCGUGUUUUCAAAAAACAGUCCCCAAAUGGCAAAAUUACUAUGUACCUUGGUAAACGAGACUUCGUUGAUCAUAUUUCUGGGAUUGAACCAAUAGAUGGUGUUUUCGUAAUUAACGAGGACUACAAGGACAGAAAGAUAUUUGGUCAAGUGGUCUGCAGCUUCCGAUAUGGCCGCGAGGAAGACGAAGUCAUGGGUCUCAACUUCCAGAAGGACUUGUUUUUGGCAUCAGAGCAAAUUUUCCCACCGCAACAAAAACAAAAUCCAACCAAGUUGCAAGAAAGAUUAAUGAAGAAAUUGGGUCCCAACAGCUACCCAUUUACCUUUACCAUUCCGCCGAAUGCCCCAGCAUCUGUCACUCUGCAGCCAGCUUCCGAGGAUGAAGGCCAACCUUGCGGUGUCAAUUAUUACGUAAAAUUAUUCAGUGGCGAAAACGAAACUGACAGGGCCCAUAAAAGAAGCGCUGUUACAAUGGGAAUCAGAAAGAUUCAGUAUGCUCCCAGCAAACAGGGUAAACAACCCUGUACUGUGGUUCGCAAAGAUUUUAUGCUCAGCCCUGGCGAACUCGAAUUGGAAGUCACUCUAGAUAAACAAUUGUAUCACCAUGGAGAAAAAGUUGCAGUGAAUGUGGCAAUUCGUAAUAAUAGUAACAAGGUGGUAAAGAAAAUAAAAGCAAUGGUUCAGCAAGGUGUCGAUGUUGUACUGUUCCAAAAUGGGCAAUAUAGAACAUCUGUAUCUAGCAUGGAAACCCAGGAGGGAUGUCCGUUAAAUCCAGGAUCCAGCUUACAAAAAAUAAUUUACUUGUUACCACUGUUAUCUUCAAAUAAAGACCGCAGAGGGAUUGCUUUAGAUGGACAACUUAAGAAACAGGACACCAAUUUGGCUUCUACCACUUUGUUAGCUUCACCAGAUCAACGCGACGCAUUUGGAAUUAUUGUGUCGUAUGCUGUUAAAGUUAAAUUGUAUCUGGGUGCUUUGGGGGGAGAGUUAGCAGCCGAAUUGCCAUUUAUUUUGAUGCAUCCUAAACCGAAUACAAGAGGAAAAUUGGUCACAGCAGACAGUCAAGCUGACGUGGAAGUAUUCAGACAAGAUACAAUAAUUGAACCUGAGGCUGAUGGUGACAGAUUUGAUUAAAUUCAUGUUAAAUAUUGUUUGCCUUGCUUAUGUAAUUGAUUAUCUAUAAAUAAUUGUAUGUAAAUAGAGCUGUUAAUAAAUUUCUUGAAGUUUA